UUUUUAUUCAUAAAGAGUGCAAGUACAGUAAGAUCGGUCGAAAGUUCGUCGUGUUAGAUACAAAAAUCAAGAUUUCUAGAGUGCAAAUCUCAAUUUGCUUCUAUUUAAUUGUUCGAUAUCAAGCUUGAUAUUUAGGGCCGUCGGAUCGAAUGGGAAUUACUGAAAAUAGUAUGAUAAACGAUGGCGAUGGUGAUUACUUCUGGCAAUUGGAAGCAUUGCAGAAAUCAAUGUUGAGAUAGGUUCUUGUUGGCAUUGUGAAAAGAAAAAGCCUAAAUAGUUGAAAGUUGGUGAGAAUUUAGGUAAUUGAAUCAUUUGCCAGGAAGUGCAUAAUGAAAAGCAAGAACAAACUGUCUAGUUCUCCCGGAUCUGGAGCCGAAAUUACUUCAAGUGCAAACUAUCCUUUGUGCUCGCCUAUCAAAUCUUCUAACGGAGCAAAUAACAAUCCGCUUUUGGGAAUGGCAGGUUCCGGAACUAGUUGUGCUGAAUCUUUGGCAAUAUCCGCUCCGGGUUUACCCUCACAUAAGCCACACAUUUCUUUGGACAAGUAUGACGAGUUUCAGUUCAAAGUGCCUCCUGAGGCACCGGUUUUUGAGCCCUCGGAAGAAGAUUUCAAGAACCCUCUAAUCUACAUCAACAAAAUUCGACCCAUCGCUGAAAAAUACGGAAUAUGCAAAAUCCGACCCCCGACAUGCUGGCAGCCUCCUUUUACAGUGGAUGUUGAAAAGUUAACUUUUGUUCCUCGCGUACAACGAUUGAACGAACUGGAGGCUGAAACAAGAAUAAAACUAAAUUUUCUUGAUCAAAUUGCUAAAUUUUGGGAACUGCAAGGAUCGUCUUUGAAAAUUCCUAUGGUAGAACGGAAACCUCUAGACUUAUACACGCUUCACAAAGUUGUUAAUGAUGAAGGAGGCAUCGAAAUUGUCACAAAAGAGCGUAAAUGGUCGAAGAUAGCAUGUCGUAUGGGAUACCAGCAGGGCAAGAACGUCGGAACAAAUUUGAAGGCCCAUUAUGAAAGAAUUUUAUAUCCUUUUGACAUUUAUCGAUCAGGUAAAAUAAUUGACCUUGCUAACUUAGAAACGGAGCAGGAGGAAUGUGAGUACAAACCUCAUUCAAUUGAAGCGCGUCAACAAGUGCAACCACCACCUGCUACGACGGCUAGGCGAUCUCAACGAUUUGCGCAGAUCAGUAAAUCGGCCAGCAUUGGCGCGGCUGAUAUGUCACGUAUUUCGCCUAAUAAAUAUCGCUCAAAGAAUGUAUGCCCAGCUGGUGCAAAUGGUUCCGCCAAGAAUAAAUCAGAAACUCCAUAUAAACCGAAUCCCCAUGAUCCAAUGGCCAAAUAUAUUUGUCACAUGUGCAACAGAGGCGACGUUGAAGAAUCAAUGUUACUAUGCGAUGGAUGUGAUGCAUCAUAUCACACAUUUUGUUUGUUGCCGCCGCUGCAGGAAAUUCCCAAAGGAGACUGGCGUUGUCCUAAAUGUAUAGUUGAGGAAAAUUCGAAACCAGUGGAGGCAUUCGGUUUUGAACAAGCUCAACGGGAAUAUACUUUGCAACAAUUUGGUGAAAUGGCCGACCAGUUCAAAUCCAAUUAUUUCAACAUGCCGGUUCAUCUUGUUCCAAUCGAAUUGGUCGAGAAAGAAUUCUGGCGCAUUACAUCAUCUAUUGAUGAAGAUGUCACCGUCGAAUAUGGGGCAGAUUUGCACACCAUGGAUCAUGGGAGCGGAUUCCCUACCAAAUCAUCUUUAUAUCUUCUCCCGGAAGAUCAGGAAUACGCUGAGUCUAGCUGGAAUCUUAAUAACUUACCCGUGCUGGAUGAAUCUAUAUUGGGACACAUAAAUGCUGAUAUUAGCGGCAUGAAAGUUCCGUGGAUGUAUGUGGGUAUGUGUUUUGCAACUUUUUGUUGGCAUAAUGAAGACCAUUGGAGCUAUUCGAUCAAUUAUUUGCACUGGGGAGAACCAAAAACCUGGUAUGGCGUUCCUGGAAAUCGGGCUGAAGAUUUUGAAGUAGCUAUGAAAUCUGCAGCACCUGAACUAUUCCAAUCACAGCCAGAUUUGUUGCAUCAGCUCGUGACAAUUAUGAACCCAAAUAUAUUAAUGAAUGCAAAUGUACCUGUAUACAGAACAGAUCAACAUGCUGGGGAGUUUGUGGUUACAUUUCCGAGAGCCUAUCAUGCAGGGUUCAAUCAAGGCUACAAUUUUGCUGAAGCUGUCAACUUUGCCCCAGCUGAUUGGAUGAAAAUGGGACGCGAAUGUGUAAAUCAUUACUCAAAACUACGUAGAUAUUGCGUUUUUUCGCAUGAUGAAUUGGUUUGCAAAAUGGCAUUAGAGCCAGAUCGUCUCAAUCUCGGAAUUGCAACAGCUUGCUACAUUGACAUGGCAGAAAUGGUAGAUACCGAAAAAAAGCUUAGAAAAAAUCUGCUUGAAUGGGGCGUAACAAAUGCAGAACGCGAGGCAUUCGAACUAUUAUCUGAUGACGCCCGACAAUGUGAAAUUUGCAAAACUACAUGCUUCUUGUCUGCAGUUACAUGCAAGUGCACCACUAACCUGGCUUGUUUGCGCCAUUUCGCCGAACUUUGUGAAUGUCCAGCAGAAAAUCACACUCUAAAAUAUCGCUACACAUUGGAUGAGCUUCCGCUUAUGGUUCAGAAAUUGAAAGUUAAGGCAGAAUCUUUUGAAAAAUGGUUGUUUAAAGUACGAGAUGUGCUUGACCCUGCUGUUCCGACAAGCAUUACUCUGGACGAGCUUCAAGAAAUAGCCCAGGAAGCCGAAACUCAGAAAUUCCCCAACAGUGUUAUUUUAGAACGUCUUAAUUUUUCCAUACUGGAGGCCCAGAAAUGUAUUACCGUAAUUCAACAACUUGAUAUCAAUAAAAUUCGUACGAGGACAAGAAAUUCAGCAGAAUGUGCUAAGUACAAGCUCACAAUGGAAGAGCUGGACAUGUUUGUAAAUGAAAUAAAUAAUUUACGCUGCAUUAUUCGCGAAGGCGACAGUGUUCGCGAAUUGCAGAAAAUUGGAAAAGAAUGGUCAAAGCAAGUGGAAAGUGUCUUCAAAACUCGAUUCAAGGAUACCAACAUCCAACAACUUAAUCAUCUUAUUGAGGAAGGAAAUUCUUUAUGCAUCGAGUUACCACAUAUUGUGCAACUUAAGGACCGUUUGGCACAGUACAAAUGGUAUAAACAAGUACGAAUGUUACGAGAAAAUACCAUUGACCGCUUGUCUUUAGACGAAAUCAAAAAAUUACUCGACGAGGGAAUGAAAAUACUUCCACAUACAGUGUUGGAAAAGGAACUUGCCGAAUUACAUGGUAUAAUGCUACAGAUAAUGGACUGGGAACAAUCGGCAAGUCAAUGCUUCAAAAGCGAAACUCAGCACAAAAUUAGCGAAAUCGAAGGUCUGCUUGAGAGGGCACAUAUAAUCGAAGAUUUCCUUCCUUCACACAACCAACUUCGUGAUGCAUUACAAAAGUCGAAGGAAUGGCUACAUGCUAUCGAAUCACUAGAACGCAACGAAAAUUAUAACUUUUUCCAUACACUACAAAAUAUUGCCAAUCGUGCAAAAUUACUUCCAUCGGAAGCUGAGAAGCAAAGUCUAUUCGAAAGUAUGGGUGCUGAUAAAAAUGGGAAAUUGCCAUUAUCAUCUUUUGGGAGCAUAGAUUCAGCACUGAAUAGUGGAUUGAAAAGAAAGAAACUAACAAACUCAGACGAAAUCAUCAAAAAGAUCAAAGAAGAUCCGUGUAUUACCGAGCUGGACGAACAAAUUUUGAAGGCUCAAAUCCUUUGCUGGAAUGAUAAGAGUAAAAUCAAUGCAUUAUCAUCUUCAUGUUGGUAUACAAGUGUCGAGGAAAAAUUUGGCGACAGUAAAAUAGUAUAUCAUUGUGCAAAAUGUUCGGAAAUUGCUAAGAAGAAGCGCAUCAAACAUUACCAGGAAGAAAAAAAAGUGGCUUCGAAAGAAUCAUUCAAUCCAGAUAUAGAUAUCAAACCAGAAGUCAAAGAUCAUGAAACUGAGGAUGCUAAUACACAAGAAACAUUUGACGAUUUCGAUGGUGAGGAUUACGAAGAUCAAGCAAGUGACCCGGAAAAUGAACUUGAUCAAGAGAGUGAAGAUAGUCAUGAUGACGAAGAAGAUGCUGGUGGUGAUGCGUUUAUAGGUGAUAGUGAGGACAGUAAUGAUAAUUUGAGAAAUGUUAUUUUUGAAGAGAGAGGAAAAUCAAACAUCCCUACGAAAUCCUUUCAUGGUGAUAGUGGAUCUCCUGCAAGUACUUCUGGUCAGUCUGGAAAACAAAAACAAAAGCCGAUAAGUAGUAAUAUGAAAGAUGAUAAACUCGCAGUCACUGCAAAUACACUCGGAGUAGAUCCGAGAGGAAUAAUUUUUUAAGAGACACGUUCAUAAUUUUGUGUAGUGAAUAGUUUCUCCUUAAUCACAUUCUAUGUAUGAGAAUCCUUACUUCCUUACUUCCUUUCGUGUAGGAUAUGUUAGCCAAACGUGUCUGUGAAAUUUUCCUAUAUUUUAAUGUUUGCAAUUCGUUUCAUCGUUCUAUAUCGUUUCAAAUACGACCACCGCUUCUAAGCUAUUCUUAAAAUAUAUAUAUGAGUAUGUAGUACUGAUAAGUUACAAAACGACGGAUAUAGAAGUUUAAUAUAGUAUGAAGAAAAGCCGCGUAUUUUCACAGAAAGAAGAAAGCUUUUAAUUUUUUCGAUAGAGAAAGCCUCAUUUAUCAUCAAUGUUUACUGAUUUGAAAAUUGAAUAUACUUGAAAUUUAAAUGUUAGGUACACAAUUCACACAACUGUUAUAAAUUCAUAUUAUAUUAAUACGCUUUUUUAUUCUACCCUAACAUCACCCAAGACUAAACUUUACUACGGAUACACAUAGCUAUACGGUCACUCUAACAAACUUCAGUUGAAUAAACGUUGGCGAAAACUA
Molecule: messenger RNA, 4917 nt
Organism: Uranotaenia lowii
Lineage: Eukaryota; Metazoa; Arthropoda; Insecta; Diptera; Culicidae
Gene: Kdm5
Product: lysine-specific demethylase lid
Exons: 5
Coding region: 330-4370 (1346 amino acids)
Biological process (GO): chromatin remodeling
Cellular component (GO): nucleus
Molecular function (GO): histone demethylase activity; DNA binding
Source: RefSeq, a predicted model, not a curated record